AUGCCCUUGACUAAUGUUUGGACACUAGCUUGUCUUUCGUUGACAUUCGCUUCCUUUUCCCAAGCGGAAAUCAAAGCUUUAAGAGGAAACCCGUCAUCAAGCGUCACGAACACGGCAGGUGGCUUUGUUCCAGGAUCGGCCGGAAGUUGGCUCAGUCCUCCAUAUGAGUGGUUCUUCGAAUAUCCGAUGCCAGUUGCGCCUAUUAAAAGCUCCAAGUUGACUUACACAAACUCUUCGACACAGGACACCAUUGAUUACUACGAGGUGGAAUUGAAAUCUUUCCAGAAACAAAUUUAUCCAAACCUCAAGCCAACCGAGUUAGUGGGGUACGAUGGGAUAUCACCUGGACCAAUGUUCAUUAUGCAAAAAGGGCGCGAGGCUGUGGUUCGUUUCAGCAAUAAAGGACCGACAAAUUUGUCUGUGCACGUUCACGGUCAAUAUAAUCGGGCACCCUGGGACGGUUGGGCGGGUGAUAUAGCUCUGCCUGGUCAGUACAAGGACUACUAUUAUCCAAACAGUCAAAAUGCGAGGACGAUCUGGUAUCACGAUCACUCGGAAUAUGCCACUGCCGAGGACACGUAUCGGGGACAGCAAGGUUUCUACAUCAUCACCGAUGUGGAGGAGCAGGGCUUGGGGCUACCCUCUGGAGAGUAUGAUGUCACGAUUGCAAUUGAUGCUAAAGUUUACAACCCGGAUGGCUCAUUGAGAUUUGAUACGAAUGAUAAUGUUGGGCUUUGGGGUGACAUUAUUCAUGCGAAUGGCCAGCCGUGGCCAUAUCUUAGUGUCGAACCUCGAAAGUACCGACUUAGGUUACUAAAUGGAGCUAUCAGUCGCACCUUCAGUAUUUCCCUCUCAGUCGAAAAAACUGACGGCUUUGGUGACAAAAUCAUUGAUUUCAAUGUCAUUGCUUCUGAUGGUGGACUGUUCGCCCACCCGGUCGAGACAACUAAUCUCCAAAUAUCUAUGGGCGAACGCUACGAAAUCAUUGUCGACUUCUCCAAUUAUGGGGGCAAGAACAUCACCAUGAAGAACGCUCGGGGUAUGGGAGAAAACAUCGACUAUGUAGCCACCGACAUGGUUAUGCGAUUCACCGUCGGCAACUCCGUCAGUAACAACAGUAACAACAAUCUUCCCUCAAAUCUAGUACAUGUGCCAUUUCCACCGGACAAGACCGAAGCGGACAAAGACUUCACUUUUGAGCGUAUUGGCGAUGAGUGGCUUAUCAACGGUGUGGGGUUUUCGGACGUCGAACACCGUAUUCUGACCAAGCCACCAAGAGGAGCGGUCGAGGUUUGGACACUGCAUAAUAGUGGCCAGGGGACACACCCUGUCCACAUCCAUCUCGUCGACUUCCAAGUUUUGUCUCGUACCGGUGGGCGUAAUACAGUUUACCCGUAUGAAGCCGCUGGUUUAAAGGAUGUUGUGUGGCUAGCGGCUGGCGAAACAGUCCGGGUUGCAGCUCGUUACGCACCUUGGGACGGCGUCUACAUGUUCCACUGCCACAACCUGGUUCACGAGGAUCAUGACAUGCUCGUCGCCUUCAACGUAACCCAACUAGGUAAAUGGGGUUACGGUGAAUCAACACACCUAAUCGAUCCUAUGGAACCUGAAUACCGUCCCAAGAACAUCGACCCUGCUGACUACGCCUCAGACGCUAUUGUGAAGAAGCUAUCGUGGUUCUACAGUUCCGAUGCCUAUCAUCAUGGGAAAGAAACUGAAGUUUUACUCCGCACUCGAUGCUUAUUGGGCGGGUGA
Molecule: messenger RNA, 1755 nt
Organism: Lindgomyces ingoldianus
Lineage: Eukaryota; Fungi; Ascomycota; Dothideomycetes; Pleosporales; Lindgomycetaceae
Exons: 12
Coding region: 1-1755 (584 amino acids)
Molecular function (GO): oxidoreductase activity; copper ion binding
Source: RefSeq, a predicted model, not a curated record